This is a messenger RNA of Cylicocyclus nassatus, 2820 nucleotides long. The record is from the annotation of a GenBank genome assembly. NCBI's taxonomy places the organism in Eukaryota, Metazoa, Nematoda, Chromadorea, Rhabditida, Strongylidae.
GCGGGGUGUUAAACUGAAAUUGCACUUCAGGGUACUCGCCAUCGGUACAGCAGGCUGGGGACCAUGAUUGGUAUAUUCCGAGUUCGACAGCUAGCAAUCAUAGCCAUAGUGACAGUCUCAUUCAUAUUCAUCUACAGCGCUUACAAUGUUCAUGACAAUAGUGGUAAACCGCUUGUCGAAGGAAAUACUAGAACUUUCAAAAUCCCUAGCAUGCCUCGUCCUGCAACUAUUCCUAGCUUCAAAGAGCCAGAUCUUCCCUUCAAAGUAGUCGUGACAGGGCAGGACGCCGAUAGAGAUGUAAGAAAGAAUGGGGAAAAGAAAUCUGGCGCAGCUGCUUCUAAUUUGGAAGGACAAACAUGUCGGAUACCGAAGCUGGAUAUCAAUGGAUCGGAAGUCAAAGGCUUCUUUUUCAAGGCAACCCCUCUUGAAUGCUCAAAAAAUCCUCAAAAUUGGCUUUUUAUCGAUGGUGCCAACAAUGUGCAGUAUAUAGAAAGCAGGAAGAAUGCAAAAUGUCAAGGAUCAUACGUUACGAGGAAGAGUGAUCAGACGAAUAUCUAUACUCCGUUUGACUCGCUGCCGGCCGGUAAUCCUAUGAAAUCUGAUUUUGCCGUCGUUAGGUGCAAAGAUGGACAGCAAAAAUGGAACGGUAUACUGAUGAGUGUUGUGCGUCGGAAUGAUCAAGAGUUACUCAACCGUGGCUCGUUGAAAAGUCCAGAUGGCUCUGGAUUGAAUGUAUACUUUUUGGGAUUCGAUUCGCUCAGUCAGAUGUCUUUCCGGCGGAAAUUGCCAAAAUCUGUCAAAGUUUUGGAGAAAGUGUUUGACGCAGUGGUUUUGAACGGGUACAACAUUGUUGGUGAUGGCACACCUCAAGCAUUUAUUCCGAUUCUCACUGCAUCGACUGAAGAGGAACUUCCUUUGACCAGAAAGCGAUUCCAGAAUGCAAAUUAUGUGGACGACGUUUAUCCUUUCAUUUGGUCGAACUUCUCCUCUGCUGGAUAUGUGACACUAUAUGGGGAAGAUGCAUUUGCUAUAGGAACUUUCACAUAUCGGUUGAAAGGUUUCCGUAACCAGCCCACUGAUCAUUAUCUCCGGACAAUUUUCAAAGAUUACGAGAAGAAAGGAGGAAACUGCCUUGGUUCGGAGCCUCUUCACAAGACAUGGUUUCGAUAUUCGCGAGAAUUCAUGCAAGUUUACAAGGAUAUGCCACGUUUUCUUCUAAUGCAUCAAAGUCUACUUUCACAUGAUGAUAUAAACUUGGUGGAAGUGGAGGAUGAAGAUCUUGCAACCACAUUGUUGGAAAUGCACAAGAGUGGUGAACUGGAUGAUGCUGUAGUGAUUGCAAUGGCUGAUCAUGGCCAUCGUUUUGCGAAAUUACGCGAAACACAUCAGGGACAACUCGAAGAGCGUUUGCCAUUCUUUGCCAUUUCUUUGCCAGCUAAAUUCCGCCAAACUGAAAUUGGAAAGAAAAUGUAUGAGAAUCUUCUGGCGAACAAGGACAGGUUGACAACGCCUUUUGACAUCCAUGCCACACUUAUGGACAUCCUCCAUCUUCCAAAAGAUUUCGCUAUGCAAGACACUAGCAAACGGUCAUUGUCCCUUUUCCGCCCAAUUCCGGAGGAUCGCACAUGCUCACAGGCUGGCGUAGAUGCACACUGGUGCACAUGCCUCAAUUGGCAAGACGCUAUGAACACCCCUGAAGAUAAGGAAAUAUCGCAAAAGUUGGCGCUUGCUAUCGUAAGUGUCAUCAACAGACAGUUGAAGGAUGUACUCCAUCUAUGCGCCAAGCUUUCCCUCAAAGAACUCCUUGAAGCGAAAAAACUUGUACCGAAUGAAGGACUGUUGAAGUACAAAAAUGUGAAGGACAAAGAUGGUUUUGUUCCGGAUCUCAGCGGAAACACGAAGACCGCGUUUGCUCAUUAUCAAAUCAAGCUCAGAACGAAACCUGGAAAUGCUAUCUAUGAGGUGACACUAUUCUAUGACUUUGUCGCAAAAGAAGUGCAUGUCGAUCUGAGUUCGAUAAGUCAUCCGAACAAGUUUGGUGACGCUCCACAUUGUAUCAUCAGUCAGAACUACUUCUUGGCUACGUAUUGCGUAUGUCACGACAAGGUUGCAUCUUUUGAUAGCUAACCUCCCGGAUGAGCUCGCUCUUGCCUGAGGAGUCAUACAAAUUCACGGGUGAAAACGUUUCGUUGAUUUAGUUUUAUUGUGAUUUUUAAUAUGGGGGAAUGAUAUGUACCACUUUUGUUCGGUUAUUUAGUUUGAUAGCGGUGGUUAUAGUGCCUAGUUUUUCAAAUCCGAAAUAGUCAUAAUUCUUGUUGGUAUUUUCUUUGCUAUGUGUUUUGAGUUUCUCUCAAUCCAAUCCUUCAACACGCGCAUAAAAGCUCCAUCGAAGCGGUUGCGCGUGUGUGUAAGAUUUUGCAUUAUCUUCUUUCUUUGUGAUGGAGACCUAUCCUCCAAGUGCGUUCCAUUAGUUUUCGGUUGGUUACUUGAUACUUACUCUCCUGCAGUUGCUAGAUUUUAUAUUUGAAUCGGAAGCGAAUCUGCUUGUUCCCGACUGUUUGAAUCAUAGCUACAACCUUCGGUCACUUAUUGUACUUAGAAGCUUUAUUGCCAGUUUCUUGCUUUUGUCGCCCAGAUAUUGCCAUACUUCGUUAGAAACCUCUCCUCAAUUUUACUUAUCAAUUAUCUUCUUAAGUUACUCUACUUAUGCUGUCUUCGCUACUAGUAUGAGAUUUCGUUCAUUUGCAUAAUAGACAUGAUGGGUCAUUGAAGGUGCAUGAUUGUAUGCUUUUAUCGCAUAAGUAUUUAUUUGUUGUCUGA